AUGGGCAAGAAGGAGGAGCCCAAGGAGGUCGCCGUGCCCGUGCCGAUCGAGCCCGAGAAGCCGCCGGCGCCGACCGGCUACGAGCUCGUCUUCAGCCUCUUCUCCCAAGACGACACCACCGCGCUCCUAUCUGCCGCGACGACGGCGGACGCGCAGGCGACGCUGCAGCGCCUCCUCGGCGUGAACCACUACGCGACCAAUGCGCGGAGCCGCGCGCACGUCGACCUCUGCCACUAUGCGCUGGCGUUUUGCAAGCAAGCGUUCGCGUCCGACGUGCAGAAGACAGCGCUGAUGCUUCUUGUCGUCCACCGCCUCUUUACGACGGCGACGACGACGGAAGCGACCUUGUCCGAGACGUACCACGAGCUCACGACGUUGCUCACGCAGCACAGCGUCGAGCUGCCACCGACGCACGUCGGCAUCUUCUCGACCAGCGACGUCCAGCGCAUCGUCGAGUACCUCGGGAGCACCUUCUUCCAGCACUACGCCGCCUACCAAGUGGCGUUCCGGUGCAUCCCUGACGUCGUACGCACAACGCAGCACGUCGUCAUCGAGACGCCAAUGACGCCGACACCGCUCGCAGGUGCCACGAAGCUCGAGAGUAGCGGUCCUUGAUCGAUCGGAUACAUGCGGCAGGGACGAGGACGGCGUAGCAUAGGUUUAGGUUUAGAUAUGUAAGACAAACGACACGAUUGUGCUUAGAGGCGGCAGCG
Saprolegnia parasitica CBS 223.65 is the source of this 713-nucleotide messenger RNA. RefSeq lists its product as hypothetical. The coding region runs from base 1 to 615 and encodes 204 amino acids. Lineage: Eukaryota; Oomycota; Saprolegniomycetes; Saprolegniales; Saprolegniaceae. The record is from RefSeq and is a predicted model, not a curated record. The transcript has a single exon.